AUGAACGCGAUUGACCAGCCGAUCGACCAUUUUGCGCAGCACUCGGCCAACUUCUCGCAGAAAUACCUGGUCGACUCGCAGUACUACCGGCCACCCGGCCCGAUCCUGCUGUACCUGGCUGGUGAGCGGGCGAUCUCGUCAGCCGACCUGGAGACCACGGGGCUGGUGGAUCUGGCGCAGGCCACGCACGCGAUGAUCGUGGUGCUUGAGUCGCGGUUCUUUGGCGAGUCGGUGCCAAACGCCGACAUGGAGUUCCUGUCUGUGGAGCAGAUGCUGGCCGACGUGCGGCGGUUCGUGCAGCACUCGGACUAUAGCAGCCCGGAGGCGCACUGGGUGGUGAUUGGCGCGUCGUUUGCCGGCAGCCUGGCGGCGUGGACAAAGUUCCAGUACCCGGAAUUGAACCUAGGCGUGAUCGCGUCCAGCGCACCGAUGGUGGUCAAGGACGCAUACUGGGAAUUUGACCGUGCGGUGGCCGAGCGCCUGCCUUGUGCUGCGCAGCUGGCCACGGCAGUGGAAGAGGUAGACCGGAUCCUGGACUCCCGAAACCGCACGCGCAUCAUGCAGCUGAAGCGGCUGUUUGGGCUGGCUCAGCUGCGCGACGACGCCGAGUUUGCC
This is a messenger RNA of Linderina pennispora, 615 nucleotides long. RefSeq lists its product as uncharacterized. Gene Ontology annotation, molecular function: dipeptidyl-peptidase activity; serine-type exopeptidase activity. Gene Ontology annotation, biological process: proteolysis. The annotation marks the transcript as partial. The record is from RefSeq and is a predicted model, not a curated record. Lineage: Eukaryota; Fungi; Kickxellomycota; Kickxellomycetes; Kickxellales; Kickxellaceae. The transcript has a single exon.